AUGACGCCGUUCACUCAGCUGCUAAGUCAGACUCCCCGUCCACGCAUCAACGAGCUCUGUGCGCUUUGGGGCCUAUCCGCGUCCGGCAAUCUGAACGACUGUCGGUCUCGCCUGAAGGCGUAUAUGGACGACAACAUGGAUCUCACCGAAGACGACACCUUUGCGGGCCUCUUCACACAACAACAGCGGAACGAAUAUGCAGCGAACCCCUAUCCACCUGCAUGGGAAGGCAUUCAGCAGACCGAUCGCGCUGACUCGCCCCCUACCGCCGAUCAGGACGUUCGAGGCUCGUCCGCGACGCCCGGCAAUGAUCACGCCAUCCGAGGCUCGCCCCCCCUGUCUGGCGACUACGAUCGCGCUGGCGGACUGGGCCCCGUUGAUUCGGCGGCAGGCCGCGAAGCUGGCACAGCACAGCGUCAACUUCUUCAGUCCCUGCCCGUGGAAGCGCUGGACAGAUUGCUGGAUUCUUUUUUCAGCGGUCGGAUGAAUGACACUGCAGUUCCGCCGACCACCGUAGUGCCACGCCACAAUCCAGUUGCUGUUUCCGGAGUGCGACGUCGGCCUGAUCGCAUCCAGGGAUCGGUUUCCACCGACGCAGGCAUUCAGAUCAUCGAGCCCAUCCUCAACCGGUUCUUGGGGACUGGGAACAUCUGGGCGCAUCAUAUCCCGUUGCACCUACUCACCGAUGCCUUCUGCCGCCGAUACGGCGUUGGGGCAACCACAAAGGAUUUCGAUGACAAUCGCACGCUUGAUAAAGCAUCAAACACGGUGCUGACAAUCCCGAAAGACAUCCCCUUCGAGCCCGAACUACGCUUAUCCCUCGCCGAAUGGACUCAGGCAUGGAAACGCUUGAUGUACCUCAUCGAGCGUUACGUUCCCCAGGAGCUCAACCUAUGGCAGCAGCACUACUUCAAGAUUAUGCACUAUCACAACCGCGAGCGGGUGUGGCCAAUGCUCCUUGCAUAUGACUCCCGCGUGAGACGCGCAUCCAUCGUCGAGGCUCUGGACCCCUCUGUAUGGCAGACGAACAUCUGGGAAGACGUGAAGAUUGAAUUCGACGCCGAGAGGUUGGAUUUGGACGGAGUCAAGUCUUUCAGCGAUUCGCUUGCCCAAGGACCGUCCUCGUCUCGCUUUCCGGAAAGAAAGUCCUUUCGAGAGGGCAGCGAACACUCCUUUCGCGACCAGGUCACCCGGCGCUUCGAAGUAUAUGAGAAGCGCGACAGCAUGCAUCAACCCGCUUCCCGCUCAAAGGCCAGAUGCUUCGCUUGUGGUAGCCAGGACCACUCUUCACGAAGCUGUUCUGCCGGAUCUCUUAUCAACGGCAAGCCCCUGGUCAUCUGGUCGGACAAGCCCGGAGAGCCGCGGAAGGACCGACGCGGCAACCAAUUCUGCUAUGGCUUCAACGGCAAGAUUGGGUGGGACCGUGCGCUGAUGGAUCCCGGCGUACACGAUACAUUCCGUGAUGUACCUAUAGGUCUUCGGGAUGGUUUUAAUAUGGGCAUCACUUCCUCUAUCUCCAGAACGUACACACCCAAAAAUCACUAUUCUGCGGUCGCACAAGCCAACACCGUUACAAAAUACAUUCAGAACGAGCUUUCUAACCGACAUUACACCGGGCCUUUCUCAGCGACUCGACUGGAAGCCCUCAUUGGUCCUUUCAGAUCAUCCCCUCUGGGCACCGUGCCCAAGUCUGGCGCACCAGGGGAGUUUCGAAUCGUGCAGGAUUUCUCGUUUCCACGCAACGAUCCCUCACGCAUGUCCGUCAAUUCGGAGAUUAAUAUCGAUGACUUCCCAUGCGAAUGGGGCUCGUUCUCGGAUAUUGUCAUCCUCGUGAUCGAAGCUCCCCCUGGAACCGAGGCGGCAACUCUGGAUGUUGACGCCGCCUAUCGGCGUUGUCCCAUUCACCCGACGCAGCAACCACACUUUGUUGUUGAGUGGAAUGGGGUCUUCUACAUCGACCACGUGUGUCCAUUUGGAUUCACGAGCUCCGGGGGCAUUUUUGGCCGAGUUGCAGAUGCGAUGGCAGCAAUUUACCGCGCAAAAGGGAUUGGCCCACUCAAGAAGUGGGUUGAUGAUUUUGUUUUCUUUCGUUUUCCUUUGCAUGGCAGCCCGUCACCAAACCCAUAUAGCCUCUCGGAUAUUUAUGACGUGGCAAAAGACCUGGGUUGGCCUUGGAAGCAAUCCAAGACACGCGACUUCGCCUCGGAGUUCAUAUAUUUGGGCUUCCAUUGGAACAUCACCGACAAAUCGGUAUCUAUUCCAGACGGGAAGAAGUCAAAAUACAUCGCUAGACUGUUGUUGUGGACCCCCGAUGCAUCGUUCACUGUCAAGGAAGCCGAAUCACUGCUCGGAACACUGGUCCAUUGCUCUUUGGCACUGCCUGAAGGAAAGUCACGACUACCUGCAAUAUCGAAAUUUGCGGCAUCCUUCGCUCACACUCGAUCACCCUUCUCACGCCGAAAGCCAAACGCGACGGUCUUGGAUGACGUAUCCUGGGGUUCUUGGCGCCUUGUCAAGCGGAAAAUCUCGGAGUAUGGAACAGAACCGGGUGCUGCGCAGAAUCGUAGCUUUAUUACGGACGUCCUCGAUUUGGAUCUCGUGCACCCCCUGUGUGACUUAGCAGUAUUCACUCUUGCUUCUUUCUGCACUGGGGGGACGAUGCCAAUGCACGAGACUGGAAACAAUGGCAACAAUGGCAGCGACACAAGGCCAAGGAUCUUCCAGCAGUUUUACAAUCACAGCCCCUUGCCAGCAAACGCAGCUUCCCUGGGCCUAUCUCAGCGCACAAUGGAGAUGAUAUCGACCACAUUGCAAUCUGGAUGGGCCGGAAAUACUCUCAGCAAUAUGGGUGGGAUAGUGGACUCCUUCCUGCGCUACUGUGACAGCGAAGGCGUACCGACUCAAUUCAGGCUGCCAGCAGACGAGAUGAUACUCUGCGCUUAUGUUGCGUCAAACGCCGGAAAAUUGGCCGGAACAACAAUCAGAAAUCACAUCUCUGCGCUGAAAGCGUGGCACGUUGCGCAGGGAGCCGAUUGGAACGGAAAGGCACGGCUGCAUUACGUUCUGGCUGGCGCAGAGCGGAUGGAACCCGAUUCGGCCAAGAAACCCCCGAGACCUCCGAUCAAUCGUGAUAUGUUAUCCCGCCUGCAUGAGGGCCUGGACUUCUCGGACCCACGCGAUGUUGCAGUGUACGCUACCGCGUGUACUGCGUUCUGGGGCCAAUGCCGUCUCGGCGAAAUUUUACCGCUUUCGACGAGCUCAAAGGCGUCAGCAUUCACCCCUAAACGAUUGCAUUUCGUCCCAAGGUCCGGUGCCUCACGUACGAGCCAUUUCAGAAUACCCCGAACGAAAACGAGUAUCCAAGGCGAUACAAUUCACCUGCCACGUCAGUCUGCGCCACUGGACCCUGUCACCGCAAGAGAAAUGCAUUUUAUUGCAAGCCGACUGGACUCCAACGCCCUGCUCUUCAAUUUCUCAAAAGGGGGAAAGGAUGCGACACUGACAAAGUCUGCAUUCCUCAAACGAUGCAAUGAAAUAUGGUCGGCAAACGGCUAUCCGCGGACAACCGGUCACAGCUUCAGGAUUGGCGGCACUACGGAAUUGCUUUUAGCCGGAAUCCACCCCGAUGUUGUCCGCACAAUGGGCCGAUGGUCGUCUGACUCCUUCCUACGUUAUUGGAGAUCCCUGGAAAAUCUAAUACCAAAACACGCCGAAUUUUUAUCUUAA
Molecule: messenger RNA, 3726 nt
Organism: Mycena citricolor
Lineage: Eukaryota; Fungi; Basidiomycota; Agaricomycetes; Agaricales; Mycenaceae
Source: the annotation of a GenBank genome assembly